UUUCCAAAGGAUCACCCAUGGCAGUUGAAGCACUAGCAGGGUUAGCAUCUCGGGAGAACUUCUCAGCCGUGGCACUGAAGAAAGUUGAAAGCACACCAGUAAUUCGGGAGAUGGCCCCUUACACCGCAUUAAUGCUUUUGCAAGUCAAGGGCCGGCGUCAUGCUCAGACAAGAUUGGUUGAACCCAUAGUCUCUAGUGUGAACCAGGGAGAUGACUUCAUUCUAAUAACACCCACAGAUGUAUAUCACUAUAAGGGAGAGUUUGCCAAUGUUAUUGAAAGAGCAAAAGCUUCUGAGAUUGCUCAGUAUAUUUUGCAGAAGAAAGAUAUGGGCGUUGUUUCUGCUAAGAAUCUAAUGGAAAUCGAUGAAAAUUCUCCAAGUGGAAAAAAAUCAAAAUUCUGGGAAUUACUUGGUGGUGAUGAAACGAGUGAAGGCGUACCAGGGGGCAUGCCUGAUGAGGAUGAAUAUGUGGAGGCAGCACUUGUGGCAGUGAACAAGGUGUAUGAAGUUCACGAUGACUCACUUGUGCCUGUUACUGAUUCCUGGGGUCAGAUGCCAAAAAUAGAAAUACUUGUAUCUGAUAAGGUACUAGUGUUUGAUUUUGGCUCAGAGUUGUACAUAUGGGCGGGUAAGCGUGCCUGUGGUGAUGAGCGUAAAGUUGGUCUUGCGUUAGGUCGGGAGUUAUGGGAAGAGCCGUACGAUUACUCUGAGUGUGACAUCAACCCCAUCAUGCCUAUGACCCCAGUAUCAAAGGCAAAGAUGAAAGGUUCUCGGCCAGAAUGGGGCCUGUGUGCCAAACUUACAGAAAAUGUAGAAACUAUCCUUUUCAAAGAAAAGUUCAUCGACUGGCCUGAUCUAGCACAACAGUCGAGGAUAAAGGAGGUGAAGAAGGACCUUAAUCGUCAUGUAGCUCCUGUAAGUGAGCUACAGCCUUGUGAUGCCAAAGUGUUGUUAGAAGACUUACCACCUGAACCUGACCUGGUGCUGGAAAUGAGUCACUUGGGUCGCGGAGUGGAAUACUACGAUGAGGAGGAGAGACGACUCUUGAGCAUUUCUACGAAUGAUUACAAGGUCUGGCAUGUGUCAGAAUACGGCAAAAUUUUGAUGGCUGCAGAAUCCCGCAAUCACCUACAUGCUGGUGAUACAUAUGUUGUACGAUGGUACUACCUAAUCACGGCAACUGGCAGAACUCUCAAGGGUGAACCAUCCAAGCAUAAUGUGACGGGUAGGUCACGAGUGGCAUACUUCUUCUGGCAGGGGCGCGAAAGCUCUGUGUCAGAUAAAGGUGUCUCAGCUCUCAUGACGGUAGAAUUAGAUGAAGAACGUGGCCCUCACAUUCGUGUGUCUAUGGGUAUGGAACCACCAGCAUUUCUCAAUCUGUUUCAAGGUGGACUUGUAAUACAUCAAGGACGCAGAGAUGAUGAUCAUGUACAUAAGCCUUGGAAAUUAUUUGUUGUUCGUGGAGAGCUGGAGAAUGAAGGGCACUUGAUCGAGGUGGAAGUAAGCUCAACACAAUUAAGGUCCCGAGGUUGCCUUAUCUUAGCCAAUAUGCAAACAGGUGUUAUCCAUUUAUGGCAUGGUGCCAAAGCUUUGAAACACACUCGCAAGGUUGGCAGCACAUCAGCUCAAAAACUCUCUGAAACCUCAGACAUUGAAAUGGGGUGGAAGGAAAGUGUCACAAAAAAUAUCAAGGAACAAUACGAGGGAGCUGAAACACGAGAUUUUUGGGAAGGUUUUGGAGGCUCAUCUUUCAAACAUAAACAUUUUUCGCUCUUAGAUGAUGAUCAUUCUUAUGACUGGACUCCACGUGUAUGGCAUUUAGAAGCCACUCAUGACUCUUUCCAAGCCACAGAAGUGAUAUGUAGUUACCGGACCACUUCCUUGCCCAACCCAUUACCUGUCUUGCAGCUAGACUUGUAUUCUGUACCUCAGCCAGCACUGUUUUUGGUGGAUGGUGGUCACCGAGUGUGGGUGUGGCAAGGAUGGUGGCCUGAUGAGACUUCAGAAGGGGAGGACUUCAGUGCAACUGGUUCUGCUGUGCUGCGCUUCAACUUUGCUCGCCGAGCUGCCUUACAAACAGCACUCAAUUACUGCAAACUUAAGGCUAAAACCCAAGCCAAGGCCUUGGCAGCAAAAAGUUAUAAAAAGGUUGAAGUUGAGGUUCAAGUGGUGAAGCCCCAGCUUGUGGUUGCAGGGAUGGAACCAUUAGAAUUUACCAAUACGUUUCCAACCUGGACACUCAGACCAGACGUCACUGCUGUCCAAGAGAAGGAAGGAAGGUGGAAGCAAGGUGGCCAAUAUUUGGUGUCAGACAUCCUAGCCCAGCUCUCCCGUACUCAGUACUCCUUAGCUGAGCUAAUGGUUAAACCAUUACCAGAUGGUGUUGAUCCUCUCCAUCUUGAGAUAUAUCUCAAUGAUGAGGAAUUUAAUAAAGCUCUUGGCAUGAGCCAUGAUGAAUUUUACAGCUUGCAGAAUUGGAAACAGACAGAAUUAAAGAAGAAAGCUAAAUUAUUCUAGUAGAAUUUGGUGAAUAAAGUAGUCAAGAAUGAAAAUGUUGUCAGGGGCAGUCAUUGGUGGAAUAAAAUAGGGAGGUCAUUGGUAACAAUCUUGCUUAUUUAAACAAAAUUUAGUCAAAUUUAUCCCAAGGACACAAGUGAGUACUGAUGUAAAUAAAUUUGUGAAUAAUAUAAUGUUAAGCUUGAAAAUUUAUUGCAACUAAAGAUUUUAACAUGGUCUGGAGCUUUAACUUCUCUUAAUGUACAUAGGAUGUGAUAUAAUGUGGCAAAUAUUUUACAUUGAUAUGAUUGUGCUGUUCUUCCACUUCGGUACUGAAAUGUAUACUAAAGUACGUAUGUAGUCUGGUGAACACAUUCAGCCUUUAACUGUACAUAAAAAAAUUAAGUUUGCAUAAGGCUUGUGUGGCUAAAAUGAAUCAGUGUUCAUGAAAGUUGGGGGGAAGGGGGGGCUGAAAGAGGAUUCCCAUCCAUCCCCCUCUCCUUUCACUUAUGGCAACUGUUCUAUGUGCCUUUCCACAUGCUAGCAUGCAUUUGUCUGCCAAAUCUUAAGUGUCUUCUGCGUAGUCUAAGGUGUCAUAUUAAUCAAUUUUGACACCCCCCUCCUCCAGGUACCUCCAGGCAACAGACACCUCCAGUAGUGGCCUGAGUUUACCAUGCCAGCCUUACUUAAAGGACAUUCUGGUGUUCUGAUAUUAGUCCUCCAGACAAAAGUUUUAGGGCCCAAUUGCCCACUCAAGUGUUGAGGUGAUGCCUGUGCCUUGCAAUUCUUUUGGUUCUCCUUUGCGAAUUUCACAAAUGACCGCUCUCCAGUAGUCAAACCAACGCAAGUCUAGUCCCAAUCCUGGUAUACAAGAUGUAUGAGGUUUAUGGUCUGAAUUCUGAAAUUUCAAUACUCUCAUUUUACAUUGUAAUAAAAAAAUCCUGUAUUGCACUGUUAAAUUUAGAAUUCAGACUUCACGGGAAAGUACAUGCCAAGUCUUCCCCUUCCUGUUGUAACAGUGGGGGGGGGGGGGGCGGCAAAGUACUGUAUCAUAAGAAUCCUGUGGUGCCUCCAGUUUGUACAUAACUGAUGCAUUUGUAUCCUAUAUUAUGCUGACCUUUAUGGAUAUACUAUGUGUUUUACUGCUCUUGCAAAUGGUUAUACUAUAGUCCUGUAAAUAUAAUAAGCCUCUUUUGUAAUUUUGCUACUUUGUGACAUGUACAGUAUUUCCCUUUAGUGUCGGCACGUAACCCGGUAAAUGUCCCCCUGGCGCUACCAAGCUUAUAGAAACUUGUAUGUUAGGUUAGUGAUUCUCAUUGUGCAACUCGGCUUGGUUUUGUGAUAACUUCAUUCUCAAUGAAACCAAGUAAAGAAGUGUUAUACAAGUUAAAUUUUUUACUAUAGGGCUUCAUUCAGUCUUAGCUUUAUAUACAGUAUUUAAAACAUUUUACAUAUUGUAUAACAAGUUAUUUAAUUACUAUCAUAAGAAAUUUGCCAUUGUACAGUUUCCAUUUUUUUUGUUUUUCUAGAUUCUCAAUGUGACUGCCCAAGCCAAAGACCCAUUGGCAGUCUAGGUGAUGGGGUUUUGCUCACCUUUUGAGGGAGUACUUAAUCAUUAUUUGACAGCCAAUACUAAAUAUUCUGGAGUCUUUUAUUUUUAUAUAUAACUAUGUUUAAUAAAUUAUUGGAUAUAUACCGUAUCCCCUCAAGGGUUUAAGAUCAUGACAAAUCAUGAUUACUAAAAUGUUUAACCUCUACAAGUUACUAGCAUUUUAUGCAGUAAUUUUGCCAAUAUAUGGUACAGUACAUAAAAUUUGGCACAUUUUUGUAAUUAGUGGUUUCAUUAACCACACUUAAAAUGUACAUAGAAAUUUUCAUGUAAUUUAUGCUAAAUACAUGUGUCUUUCCACUAUAAAA
Cherax quadricarinatus is the source of this 4412-nucleotide messenger RNA. The record is from RefSeq and is a predicted model, not a curated record. Lineage: Eukaryota; Metazoa; Arthropoda; Malacostraca; Decapoda; Parastacidae.